Molecule: messenger RNA, 1351 nt
Organism: Zymoseptoria tritici IPO323
Lineage: Eukaryota; Fungi; Ascomycota; Dothideomycetes; Mycosphaerellales; Mycosphaerellaceae
Exons: 5
Coding region: 91-1095 (334 amino acids)
Biological process (GO): peptide metabolic process; proteolysis
Cellular component (GO): mitochondrial intermembrane space
Molecular function (GO): metalloendopeptidase activity
Source: RefSeq, a predicted model, not a curated record
CUCCGGUUCGAUCGCAUUGAAGGAAAAGACGCAGAUGACUUGUCACCGACAGGCAAGGGAGACGAUCUGGUCUAUGACCCGUCGCUCCUGAUGUUUGCGGUUUGGGAUGACGACAAGAAUCCCAGUUGUGCCAGUGCCAACAUCAGCGACCCCGGUUUCCGUGGAUAUCUCUACCUGGAUCUGUUCUACCGCCCGCCCUUUAAGAGUACCGAUGGCGGGUUCGAGAACAUGUUCUCCCCGGGGUAUCGCAAACCCGACGGCACUUUACAUUAUCCGUCCGUGCGUGUCAUCACCAACUUCAUCCGGUCUGAAAACGAGGCUCUGAAGCCGUCUUUGAUAAAAUACAGCGACCUGGGAGUCGUCUUUCAUGAACUCGGGCACGGCAUGCAUGAUCUACUCUCCGUGACCAACUUCACGCGCACGCAUGGGACGUUCGGCGUUCCAGUUGACUUCGUAGAGUUCCCGGCGCAGUUCAUGGAGAACUAUCCGCGUAGACCGGAAGCGGUCAAACGUAUCGCUAGGCAUUGGUCAUCCUUAUCGCCGCAAGCUGCCGAAGCAUGGAGGAAAGAGCAAUCGGACCCGAAUGCUCCUCUUCCCCCAGCGACCCUGCCUGAUGACAUAGCCGCCAAUGUGGUCAGCACCAGCCUCGUCCGCAGAUCUCUCGACCAGAUGCGCCUGGUUGCCUUCUCUACCAACGAUCAACAGGUCUUCCAAGCCACCAGUAUCGACGAGAUCAAUAGCACUGACUAUGUCGCGAUUUUCAACGACAAAUUCCGCAACCUGACCGGGCUCGAAGAUCCCUCCGAUCUGGGACAAGGAGAUCGAUGGGGCUAUCCCGCACUCAGCUUCACGAGCUACGUAAACCAGUACGGAGGCAGCCUGUACACGUAUCUUUGGUGCCAGAGCUACGCUGAGGACGUCUUUGCCACCAAGUUCGCGGCCGAUCCAUUCAAUAGUGACGAGGGCAUGCGAUACCGCACGCAAGUCUUGCAGUACGGUGGUGCGAGAGAUCCUGCGGAGCUGUUGAGAGAGUAUCUCGGCCGUGAUCCGAAUCUCGAGGCAUUUAUCAAGUUCGCCAAUGGACAGAUCUUCUGAGCACUUCGGCGACCCAUGGACGAGCAGCUCGGUUUCACGAUCGAUGCUUCGGCGUGUUGUCCGACUUCGUGUGUGUUGAGGAGAUUGUGGACUGGCGCGCGUCGAGAUUGGGCACAUUGAGUUGUGAGGAUCAGCAUGAUUGCUAUAGGUCGAGGAGAACUACUGCGUGUAGCUGGGAAGGCGUUUGGUCAUCAUACUUUACUGGAACAAUGCAACGUACCUGAGGGUCUACCAGCGUGCCCUGCUAAGUUGCUUG